GGCGGCGGCGAGGAAGGCGCUGAUGAGCUGAGCGCCAAGCGAACAGGAUUCUGGAACAUCGCUUCUAGGGUUUCAUCGUCCGGCUUUGCUAGAUGAGGAGCUGGGCCUUUUGCGCGAUCGUCGUCCUGUUCCUACAUUCCGUGCAAGCGUUGUCUUCGGAUGGGAUCGCAUUGCUCGCAUUUAAAGAGGGCAUACAAGAAGCGCAGUUUCUUCUCGGCGAUUGGAGACGAAGCGAUGCGACGCCGUGCAACUGGACUGGAGUCGAGUGUAAUGGAGAAACUGGGCGCGUAGAGACUUUAAACCUUCCUCGAUUCCAUCUGGUGGGAGUGAUUUCUCCGGAGAUUGGAAAGCUCAGCAAACUGCGAAGGCUGGGAUUGCAUAACAACAUGAUCUCCGGUAAAAUACCUCCAAGCCUUGGCAACUGCAGCGAUCUACGGGCAGUAUACCUGCGAGACAAUCUUCUAAGUGGCUCGUUGCCUGCGGAACUGGGGAGGCUUAAGAAUCUGAAAGUGUUCGACGUGUCGGAGAACUCGCUCACUGGACCAAUUCCAGCUUCCAUGGAAAGACUAAACGAUCUUGUGUUCUUAAACGUUUCCAACAAUUUUCUUACUGGGAGCGUCACUGGUCUUGCAAAGUUUUCAAACAGAUCUUUUUUCGGUAAUCCCGGGCUGUGUGGGCAGCAGCUCAACAAGAGCUGUGAAGUUGGAAAAUCGGUCAAUGGUUCUAAGAUGUCAAAACUUUCGAGAAACCUGCUGAUAAGUGCACUUGGAACUGUGACCGCAUCGCUGCUCUUUGCGCUAGUAUGCUUCUGGGGAUUUCUCUUCUACAACAAAUUCAACGCAACAAAGGCCUGCAUUCCUCAGCAGCCGGAACCAUCCGCAGCAAAGCUCGUUUUGUUCCAUGGAGGACUACCGUAUACACUGAAAGAAGUCAUCACCAAGAUCGAGCGGCUGGAUUACAAAGACAUAAUCGGAGCUGGCGGUUUCGGAACGGUGUACAAGCUCUGCAUGGACGAAGACUGCGUGUUUGCGGUGAAAAAAGUUGGAAGAUCCAGCGACGGUUCCAUCUCCGAGAGGCGUCUGGAGAAAGAGCUCGACGUCCUGGGGAGCAUCCAGCACCGCAACCUCGUCUCGCUAAAAGGCUACUGCAACGCACCGACGGCAAGACUCCUUAUAACCGAUUUCAUGCCUCUCGGAAGCCUGGACGAGCACCUCCAUGAGAGACACGCAAAGGAUUCUCUGAUGACAUGGGAGGCUCGUCUUAACAUAGCAAUCGGCACUGCCAGAGGCCUGGGCCAUCUGCACCACCGCUGCGUGCCUCCAAUAAUCCACCGCGACAUUAAGUCGAGCAACGUACUUCUGGAUAGGAAUCUGGAGGCUUGUGUGUCCGACUUUGGGCUGGCCAGGCUUCUCGAGGAGAACGAUUCCCAGGUGACAACAAUCGUUGCCGGGACAUUUGGCUAUCUCGCACCAGAGUACAUGCAGUCCGGGAGAGCCACCGAGAAGUCGGACGUCUACAGCUAUGGCGUUGUGCUGCUCGAGCUUCUGAGCGGGAAGAGGCCAACGGACGUUUGCUUCACUGCCAAAGGACUCAACAUUGUUGGCUGGGCGAGUGCGAUGAUGCUUCAGAACAGGUGCCUGGAGAUCUUUGAUCCACACUGCCGAGGAGCUCAACUCGAAAGCAUGGAAGCUGUGCUGGAGGUGGCGGCGAUGUGCAUCCAUCCCCGGCCCGAGUGCCGUCCAAGCAUGGCCACCGUCGCGGAAAUCCUCCAAGAACAUCACCACUCUCUUUGCUCCAGCACCGAAGAAGAUGGAUCCUGCGCUUCAGAGUUUUCGCUCAAGCUGUGAGAAGUCGCCAUUCUUUCAAAGGUAACCUUCCAGAUCAUUGUAACUUUCAGAACAAAAUGUUCCACAGUUCUUGGAGAAUUUCCAAAGUUCUUGUGAGAGUAACAUUAACUUUUAUUUACUCUUGUUUAUAACAAAAAAAAAAAAAAAAACGAAACGAAACGAAACGGGACGAUAACUCCCACGGAAAUCUCUUUGUUC
This is a messenger RNA of Selaginella moellendorffii, 2045 nucleotides long. Its product is annotated as LRR receptor-like serine/threonine-protein kinase FEI 1. The transcript is spliced from 13 exons. Bases 93 to 1847 code for a protein of 584 amino acids. Gene Ontology annotation, biological process: protein phosphorylation. Lineage: Eukaryota; Viridiplantae; Streptophyta; Lycopodiopsida; Selaginellales; Selaginellaceae. The record is from RefSeq and is a predicted model, not a curated record. Gene Ontology annotation, molecular function: ATP binding; receptor serine/threonine kinase binding; protein kinase activity.